This is a messenger RNA of Dentiscutata erythropus, 315 nucleotides long. Lineage: Eukaryota; Fungi; Glomeromycota; Glomeromycetes; Diversisporales; Gigasporaceae. The record is from the annotation of a GenBank genome assembly.
AUGAAGAGGCCCAAGGAUUUGGUGUUAUGUGUUAAAGCGGAAAUUGGCGGUGAAAGUGUAGAUAAAAAGGAAUCAGGUGAUAAUAAAUUCCAGAAAGCUAUGGGUAAGUUGAAUGAUGUUGAAGGAAUCAAAAGUAAAGUUGUGGCUGAUGAUGAUGUUGAAAUGAAUGAUAAAAUUAAGGGCAUUGUUAAUGUGGUGAUAGUUAGUUUGAAAAAAGUCCAGAAGUUCAGGAAUGAGGUUGGAGGAAUGAAGUGGCAAUCGGUGGAAGUUACAUACUGCGAUGUCGAGACUGGUGUUAGCGAAUCAAGGGUGUAA